AUGGCUAAAGUUUUAUCAGAAUCACAAUUUCAAUCUCAAAUCGUUUCCAAGUACGUUGAUGUCAUUGGUGAAAAGUUGGACGGUAAGAUCCACUCAUUCUCCGAUGAAUGGUUUGCUCAGGCAGAGAACUUGAUCAAACCAAAGGCACCCAUCAGAGAUGCCACUAAGUUUACCUAUGCCGGUGCUUGGUACGAUGGUUGGGAAACUAGAAGACACAAUGAAGAAGAAGCAGAUUGGGUCAUUUUCAAAUUUGGUGUAAGUUCAGCCAACUUGAUAGGGUGUGAGGUGGACACUGCUUUUUUCAAUGGUAACCAUGCACCAGCUAUUUCUGUGGAAGCUGUUCAAGUCUUUAACGAUAAGGACUUGGGGGGUCUUAGUGAAAAGGACUGGGAAACAGUCAUUCCCAAGACUGAGUGUGGACCAAGCCAAAAACACUUUUUCGCUAGAGACAAACUUACCGAAAAGAACUACACCCAUGCUAGGUUGAGAAUGUACCCUGAUGGGGGUAUUGCAAGAUUCAGAUUGUACGGGCAUGUUGUGCCAGUAACAAAGAAUACCUCAGACGUUAUUGAUUUCGCAUCAGUGAAGAACGGAGGUGUGGCAAUUAAGGUCAGCGACCAGCACUUUGGUACUGCUGAUAAUUUGUUAUUACCAGGAAGAGGUCAUGACAUGAGUGACGGAUGGGAAACAAAGAGGUCGAGAGAACCAGGUCACACUGAUUGGGUCGUGAUUAGAUUAGGAGCUCCUGCUCAUUUGCAAAAUGUUAUCAUUGACACUGCUCAUUUCAGAGGCAACUUCCCUCAAAAGGUUAACGUAAAGGGUACAUUUGUCGAGGAUGAAAACGACAUUGAUAGUGCUGAAUGGGUUACCAUUAUACCAGAUUCUAAAACUAGUGCAGAUAAAGAGCACGAAUUUGCUGUCAAGAAUGAUGAAAUAUUUUCACACAUUAAGGUGACAAUUAUCCCAGACGGUGGUGUAAAAAGAAUUAGAGCAUUUGGUGUGAAAGCUUGA
Lodderomyces margitis is the source of this 1011-nucleotide messenger RNA. Its product is annotated as allantoicase. The record is from RefSeq and is a predicted model, not a curated record. The transcript has a single exon. The coding region runs from base 1 to 1011 and encodes 336 amino acids. Gene Ontology annotation, biological process: allantoin catabolic process. Lineage: Eukaryota; Fungi; Ascomycota; Pichiomycetes; Serinales; Debaryomycetaceae. Gene Ontology annotation, molecular function: allantoicase activity.